AUUUAAUCAAGAACGGUGAUAAAAACAUAACAUACAAAAUGGCGUGGGGAUAUUGGAGUGCAACAUCGGUUGAUCGUGGGCGUUCACCACGUCGUAAUACACAAUGCACACCCUUACCUGUAAAUUUAGUGCAACAAGAUGAUGAGCCCUGCGUUGCGACAACACAAGCAAGCACAUGUCCCAACACUCCAUCAGCACCACAAUCGGCACUUUGUUAUAGUCCUUCUUGUCGUAGCCGUUGCAGCAGUCCAUGUCCAGGCAGCACAUGUCCGGGUAGCCCGUGUGGUUCGAUAACACCACCACAGCCUCCACAACCACUUACCGCAUCACAACAACACUUGCAUUCAAACAAAAAUUGUCCUGCUGCACAGCAGAUUAUUGCACUCGAAGAGUAUGCAUCUCGUCGGCAAUCGUUGGAUCGUUUGGACAGUCCACAGGCGAAUCAAUUGUCGGACAUUUUGUGUCGUGGCGCAGUUGUCUCAUCCAUACAAUCAGCGAACAAUACACUCACACGUGGCGUUUCAUUGCACAGUCGAAGCGGUAGUGCACAUGGUAGUAUACACGGUGGUAGUCAUCAUGGCAGUGGUCAUGGUGGUCAUGGUAGUGCCCAUGGUUCAAUGGGUUGUUUACAAGGCAGCACUGGCCAUUUAAUAAGUGGCCAAAAUGCUAGUGGUAGUGUUGGUAUGCUUCCAGGUGCAAUUAAUACAGGCGAUUACGAUGUACCACAUCCACAUCCAUAUACGCAUCACUACAUGCAAAUAAAUGCAUCCACAACGCCGCCACAUUCUACAAUAAGUUUAAUUGGCUCAAGACCUGGUUCUGCCGGUGCUUGCCCAGGUCAUGAUUCGGGUUCCGAUUCGAGUCAGGGAUGCGGUUCUAUAAUGGGUGGCGUUACUGGUAAUAGUCACGUUAGUCAUAUAGCAGCGCAUUUGGCUGGUGUAGGUGGUCAUCAUAGUGGUGGCAGCGGUUCUUUGGGACGAUGUUCAAGCCGAUGUCAUAAUACUGCUACUACCACUACUACUACAGACGAUUCGGGUGGCGGUAGCGGUGGCAGUGUUUUUGGUGGCGGCUGUGGCGGCGGAAUGGAAACUCAUCAUCGUACCAUGAGUCAUCAUGGUAGCGCGGGUAGUGGUCUUAAUGGUUGUGGCAGUGGUGGCCGUAACAGUUCAUUGGGUACUAUACAUAAUGGACAUCAUCAUCAAUAUCAUCAUGAGUGUAUACAUUAUGAACGUUUACCAAUACCGGUUCCUAUUCCAACUGUGCCAACACAACAAAUGCAUUCCGAAGAGGAAAUCGAACCAGCGUAUGCUACAGUAUUUCCAAAUGUUCCUGCAGCACCUGGAAUGUCAUGUGAUGGAGAAGAUCGCAGUAUUUAUAGGCGAGGAGCACGUCGAUGGCGUAAGCUAUAUCGCGUCAAUGGGCAUAUAUUUCAAGCUAAACGAUUCAAUAGACGUGCCUUUUGCGCAUAUUGUCAAGAUCGUAUAUGGGGAUUGGGGCGUCAAGGUUUCAAAUGCAUUCAAUGCAAGUUGUUGGUGCAUAAAAAAUGUCACAAACUUGUACAAAAACAUUGUACUAACGAGCAUGUAGAGCCGUUGGUUAAGGAGCGAGAUGAUGCAUUUGCUGAACAACUUCCAGAAGUUUUGCCUCCAUUACCUGAUUAUACGCAUUCGCGUGAAUCGUGUGAUCCUUUGGCUGUACUUGAAAAUGCACAAAUGCAUGAAGCAUCACAACACCAUGAUAAACAGCAACAUCAAAAUGUCGAAGAACAACUUGAGCCGGGUGUACAGCGAAUAUACUCUCUGAAUGAUUUUGACUUAAUACGUGUAAUUGGUCGCGGUAGUUAUGCUAAAGUUUUAAUGGUUGAACUAAAGAGAACCCGACGCAUUUAUGCAAUGAAAGUAAUUAAGAAAUCUUUAGUUACUGAUGAUGAAGAUAUCGAUUGGGUUCAAACGGAGAAACAUGUUUUCGAAACAGCUUCAAAUCAUCCAUUUCUUGUUGGUUUGCAUUCUUGUUUCCAAACACCUUCACGUUUGUUCUUUGUUAUUGAGUUUGUGCGUGGCGGUGAUCUUAUGUUCCAUAUGCAAAGACAACGUCGUCUACCAGAAGAGCACGCACGCUUUUAUGCUGCUGAAAUUAGUUUAGCAUUAAACUUUUUGCAUGAGAAAGGAAUUAUUUAUCGUGAUUUAAAAUUGGAUAAUGUAUUGCUCGAUCACGAGGGUCAUAUUAAAUUGACCGAUUAUGGUAUGUGUAAGGAGGGUAUACGUCCAGGUGAUACAACUUCAACUUUCUGCGGUACACCAAAUUAUAUUGCACCGGAGAUUUUACGAGGUGAAGAUUAUGGUUUCUCAGUUGAUUGGUGGGCUUUGGGUGUUUUAUUAUAUGAAAUGUUAGCUGGACGCAGUCCGUUUGAUAUAGCUGGUGCAUCCGAAAAUCCAGAUCAAAAUACAGAGGAUUAUCUUUUCCAAGUAAUUCUUGAAAAAACUAUACGUAUACCACGUUCGUUGAGUGUUAAAGCAGCUUCGGUGCUUAAAGGUUUCCUUAAUAAAAAUCCAGCUGAUCGUUUAGGUUGUCAUUGCGAUUCAGCAUUUUUGGAUAUUGUAAAUCAUCCAUUCUUUAAAAGUAUUGACUGGGAAAUGAUUGCACAAAAGGAAGUUCAACCGCCUUAUAUACCAACUUUUGAUCCUGGCGAUCCAUUUAUGACCACAAAUUUUGACGCUCAAUUUACCAGAGAACCGGCUGAAUUGACGCCAGAUGAUCCUCAUGUUAUUGAUAAUAUUGAUCAAUCGGAGUUCGAAGGAUUCGAAUAUGUGAACCCGUUACUUAUGUCUUUGGAAGACUGUGUCUGACACCACGAGUCCUGUGACUUACAUCCCUAUAAUAUGCGGUUAUAUGGGGAGGAUUCCAGUGACUAUGAUUCCGUUGCUGAUGACUUAAGUAUUUUACAUUUGCAUUCGGCUCCAACAGCGACUUCAGCAACAAUAACCAACAAUAAUCUUACAAAUAUUAAUAAUCAUAAUAAUUCACAUCAUAAUGGUAAUAAUAAUCAUAAUAAUCAAAAUAAUUCAAAUAAUAAUAAAAGUCUACUUCAGCACAUGUUUUGCCUUCCAUUAAAUUAAUUAAAACAAAAUAAUUACUCAAACGCCAAAACAAAGGAGAUGAGUUUUUGUUAAAAUAUUUUCAAAAAAAAAAAAUACAUUUUUAAUUUAAGUAAGGUGCACUUUCUUAUAACAAUAUAUACUAUAAAAAAAACAAAAAAAAAACAAAUUUUCCAUGCAAAGCAAUAACUGCUACGUCAAUAUGAUGUUAAUAUUUUACAAAAGUAUUUGCGGUCACAAAAAAAAACUUUUAUUGUAAUAAUA
Molecule: messenger RNA, 3359 nt
Organism: Teleopsis dalmanni
Lineage: Eukaryota; Metazoa; Arthropoda; Insecta; Diptera; Diopsidae
Gene: aPKC
Product: atypical protein kinase C
Exons: 9
Coding region: 39-2846 (935 amino acids)
Biological process (GO): establishment or maintenance of cell polarity; protein phosphorylation
Molecular function (GO): ATP binding; zinc ion binding; diacylglycerol-dependent serine/threonine kinase activity
Source: RefSeq, a predicted model, not a curated record